Molecule: messenger RNA, 1140 nt
Organism: Colletotrichum godetiae
Lineage: Eukaryota; Fungi; Ascomycota; Sordariomycetes; Glomerellales; Glomerellaceae
Exons: 2
Coding region: 1-1140 (379 amino acids)
Source: RefSeq, a predicted model, not a curated record
AUGUCCCAACCGCACGCCGACCCCGAAGCACCGCUCUUCGGCGUCGCCCACAACGUCUCCCGUACGGCCCUCACAGCCUUCACGUGGGCCAACGUCGCCACCUCGUACAUCUUCCUCUCCCUCCGCCUCCUCGUCCGCUGGCGCCGGAACCGGCACCUCCUGCGCGACGACUUCUGGAUGGUCUUUGCCUGGCUAUGCCUCUUGACCAUGGCGAUCCUCCAGAUGCAGCAGAUGGACUCGUUGUGGUACAUCGUGGAGCUCAAGGCGGGCAGGUUCCUCCCCGCGUCCAAGGGGGAGGCGGACUCGCAGCUGGAGCAGUGGUUGCGCUGGUCGUAUGCGCUCACGUACCUCUUUUGGACGGGUUUGUUUGCGGUGAAGGCGAGUUUUCUGAAUGUGUUUUUCAGACUCGUCAGUCCCAUCCCAUGGCUGCGCAAGGUGUGGUAUGCGACGGCCGUGUUUUGUCUCCUUGCGUAUGCUGGGGGGUGGCUCUCGGGGUCGCUCGUGUGCGAUACUCCGUCCGACUAUUUUCGAGCUGGAAAAUGCCUCUCCCCAAAGGAAGUUUACUUUUACCGCUUCUCCAUCUUCUUCGCAACAGCAGCCGACGUCUUCACAGACCUGCUCAUUAUGGGCCUACCCAUCGCCGUCCUCCCCUCCCUCCAGCUCGACUUCAAGAAAAAGCUUGGUCUCGGGGUCGCCUUUUGCCUGGCACUCAUCACAAUCCUUACAGCCAUUGUCCGCAUGACGCAGGUGCUCAAGGGCGAGACGAUGGACAUGGUUGGCCUGGCUGUGUGGAGUCUUACCGAGCUCGGCACCGCCAUCAUCGUGGGAUCACUCCCGCCACUGAAGGCUCUCUUGACGCGUGGUAUGAGGAAGUACAACGGGAGCAAGACGAACCGCAACAAGUCGUACAUCAACUGCAGAGGCGAGCCCGGUAACGGCUACGGCCCGAAUAACACUUCCCGGUCUGUCAUGGUUGCCGAGUCGAUCCCGUUGGAUGAUAGGCAUAGGAGCGAGCAGUUUGAUGGAGGGAUAUACGUUCAAAAGACAUGCGAGGUUCGCGUCGAGGGCGUUUCGAAGAGAACGAAUGAUGAGGAAGAGGCGGUUGUAACGAAGAGUUUUGCUGCUAGUAGACCUCCAUAG